GCCCGGAGGGGGCGGGGCCUCGGGCACAGCGGGGCCUGGGGCGGCUGAGACGCCCUGAGGCGCUGGCUAGGCUUCGGUGGGGUCGCACCUGUUGCGUGACUCCACCACAGUCCAGCUACGAUAGUCCGAUCCUGAACACCCAGAGAGUGUUGAAAGAAGCACAGACGAGUUCCGGGUCCUGCUCUCUGGGGAGCACGUGGCCUGCUCGCCUCCUGAGCAGACAGCUGGAAGUCGGGACUCCCCGGGGUCUUCGAGGCUAGUUCAGCGGCCGAGGUCCGCGGAGGUCCGUCUCCCGCCUGCGGGCAAUUUUGAAAGACUGCCUUACUUCUUCCAUCUCGGUGCCAGAGCCAGGGAUCCUUGGAGCGAUUUGGCCAGGGUCUGGGUUCAGCCCUCCUCCCCUCCCUUGCGACCCCAGCUUCCCGGUUGUGCGGACCCUGGCGGGCAGUCUCCCACAUACCCCUCCGGGUUCCGGCAGUAUGGCCUCAGGGCCUCUUCCGCCUGCGGGGCUUCUGCUUCCUGCAUCAGUCACUCCCGCUGAGGGCGGGGCGGAGGAAGGGGUUGGAUGUGGCAGAGCCAGGCCCAGCUGGUGCGGCUCAGACUCCCCCCCGCCAUCUCCGCGGCGCGAGCCAUGGCAUCCAACCCAUCUGGCGCCGGCAGUCCCAAGGCCAAAUAUCCCUUUAAGAAGCUGGCCAGCCUGCAGGCCUCCUCUGCAGUACCAGAGGCUCGGGGUGGGCUGGGGGCCCCUCCGCUGCAGUCUGCCCGAUCCCUGCCAGGCCCUGCCCCCUGCCUCAAGCACUUCCCACUCGACCUACGCACGUCUAUGGAUGACAAAUGCAAGGAGAUUGCCGAGGAGCUGUUCAGCCGCUCCCUGGCUGAGAGCGAGCUCCGUAGUGCCCCGUACGAGUUCCCUGAGGAGAGCCCCAUUGAGCAGCUGGAGGAGCGGAGGCAGCGCCUGGAGAGGCAGAUCAGCCAGGAUGUCAAGCUGGAGCCAGAUAUCCUGCUUCGGGCCAAGCAAGAUUUCCUGAAGACAGACAGUGAAUCAGACUUCCAGCUCUUCAAGGAGCAGAGCGAGGGGCAAGGUGACCGGGGCCUGCGGGACCGAGACGUGGUGCUAGAGCGGGAAUUUCAGCGGGUCACCAUCUCCGGCGAGGAGAAGUGUGGGGUGCCAUUCACAGACCUGCUGGAUGCAGCCAAGAGUGUGGUGCGGGCACUUUUUAUCCGGGAGAAGUACAUGGCCCUGUCACUGCAGAGUUUUUGCCCUACCACCCGGCGGUAUCUGCAGCAGCUGGCUGAGAAGCCUCUGGAGACACGGACCUAUGAGCAGGGCCCUGACACCCCUGUGUCUGCUGAUGCCCCGGUGCACCCCCCUGCGCUGGAGCAGCACCCAUAUGAGCACUGUGAGCCGAGCACCAUGCCUGGGGACCUGGGUUUGGGUCUGCGCAUGGUGCAGGGCGUGGUGCACGUCUACACCCGCAGGGAACCUGAUGAUCAUUGCUCAGAGAUGGAGCUGCCAUACCCUGACCUGCAGGAAUUUGUGGCAGAUGUCAAUGUGCUCAUGGCCCUGAUUAUCAAUGGCCCCAUAAAGUCCUUCUGCUACCGUCGGCUACAGUACCUGAGCUCCAAGUUCCAGAUGCACGUGCUGCUCAACGAGAUGAAGGAGCUGGCCGCCCAGAAGAAGGUUCCACACCGAGACUUUUACAACAUCCGCAAGGUGGACACGCACAUCCACGCCUCGUCCUGCAUGAACCAGAAGCACCUGCUGCGCUUUAUCAAACGGGCGAUGAAGUGGCACCUGGAGGAGAUCGUGCACGUGGAGCAGGGCCGCGAGCAGACGCUGCGGGAGGUCUUUGAGAGCAUGAAUCUCACUGCCUAUGACCUGAGUGUGGACACGCUGGACAUGCACGCGGACAGAAACACCUUCCAUCGCUUUGACAAGUUCAAUGCCAAAUACAACCCCAUUGGGGAGUCUGUCCUCCGAGAGAUCUUCAUCAAAACCGACAACAGGGUCUCUGGAAAGUACUUUGCCCACAUUAUCAAGGAGGUGAUGUCAGACCUGGAGGAGAGCAAAUACCAGAACGCGGAGCUGCGACUCUCCAUCUAUGGGCGCUCAAGGGACGAGUGGGACAAGCUGGCCUGUUGGGCCGUGAAGCACAAAGUACACUCCCCCAACGUGCGCUGGCUCGUGCAAGUGCCCCGCCUCUUUGACGUGUACCGUACCAAGGGCCAGCUGGCCAACUUCCAAGAGAUGCUGGAGAACAUCUUCCUGCCACUGUUUGAGGCCACUGUGCACCCUGCCAGCCACCCCGAGCUGCACCUCUUCUUGGAGCACGUGGAUGGCUUUGACAGUGUGGAUGAUGAGUCUAAGCCCGAGAAUCACGUCUUCAACCUGGAGAGUCCUCUCCCCGAGGCUUGGGUGGAGGAGGACAAUCCACCCUAUGCCUACUACCUGUACUACACCUUUGCCAACAUGGCCAUGCUGAACCAUCUGCGCAGGCAGAGGGGCUUCCACACAUUUGUGCUGAGGCCGCACUGUGGGGAAGCCGGGCCCAUCCACCACCUGGUGUCGGCCUUCAUGCUGGCGGAGAACAUCUCUCACGGGCUGCUUCUGCGUAAGGCCCCAGUCCUGCAGUACCUGUAUUACCUGGCCCAGAUUGGCAUCGCCAUGUCCCCACUCAGCAAUAACAGCCUCUUCCUCAGCUAUCACCGGAACCCGCUGCCUGAGUACCUGUCUCGUGGUCUCAUGGUCUCGCUGUCCACUGACGAUCCCCUGCAGUUCCACUUCACCAAGGAGCCACUGAUGGAGGAAUAUAGCAUCGCUACCCAGGUGUGGAAGCUCAGCUCCUGCGACAUGUGUGAGCUGGCACGCAACAGUGUGCUCAUGAGCGGCUUCUCCCACAAGGUGAAGAGCCACUGGCUGGGACCCAACUAUACCAAGGAGGGCCCUGAGGGCAAUGAUAUUCGCCGUACGAACGUGCCGGACAUCCGUGUGGGCUACCGCUAUGAGACCUUGUGCCAGGAGCUGGCGCUCAUCACGCAGGCUGUCCAGAGUGAGACGCUGGAGACCAUCCUGGAGGAGGCUGGUGUCACCACAAGCCCGGGGCCUCAGUGAGCUUGGCCCACACAGGGCCCCCUGCAUCUCAGCACCUCGACCACGUUUCAUUCUCAGACCCCUCCCACCCUGUUGUGUCUGCAUGUGUCUGUUCUUCUUUGUUCUGUCCCGCAUGUCUCCAGCCUGGAUCUGUCCCUGUGCCACCUCUGUGAAAGUGGUGCCCAGAAUCUGCUUUGCCCUUGUCUGGGCCUGAAGGCCUGGCUUUGCUGGCUGCCCUGCCAAUGGCCCUGUCCCAGGACCCUCUGAAGCCUGGCUGUCCUGUGGGCAUCUAAGUGUCCACAGGGGCUAGGGAUGGUUGAGGGGGGCUGGCCCCUCUAGCCCUUGGGGUCCUGCCUGGGCAGAUCUUGUCGUGUGUGUGUGUCCGGGGAGCAGUCAGGUGGGGCCCGUGCAUACCUGAUGAGGGUCCGUGGAGCUCCAGCAGCUCUGUGGUGAGCACAGUUGGGCUGAACUCGGUCACAGCCCUCGCUGCCUGGACUCGGGCCUCGGAGGUGCUGGACCACCGCCUCCACCAAGUCACUGCCUAGCAGCCUUCUCUGUCCUUCCUCCGGUCUACAUGCUCCUCUGGUGUCAGCUUCCUGUGCCUCUGUGGGAGGGGGCAGCUGCCCUGUGUUGUAUCUGGAGCCAUUGCAGCUGGAGGGUCCUGAAUCUGUCACCAGCCCUGGAGGUGGUAUCCCCACUGUGAUCCCCAGAGUUUUGACCAGACCUGAAUCCACUUGGUCCCCUGUGUUGUGUUCUGGACUGAGGUCUUUGCUGUGAAAUGCAGUGUUUCAUACAAUCCCAUCUUUCCUAGUGCAUGAGAAAUAAAGGUUAUUUAAGUAACGAGGCAGGUGGGAUGUCUAUUGGGAGAGGGAGAGUCAUGGUGGGGGUGGCUGAGGGUAGAUCCAGGAGCACUGUGGGUAGAGGUACACAGCGAAUCCUAAAGUGGGUGACUGGGCUUGGCCGAUGUGUAUUUGCACACGUGGAAACUGAUGGAGGAAGCUGCGUGGGAGGAGAGGUCCACCAGGGACCCAUCUGCUGCCCCAGGCUCUCAUCCAGCCUGUCCCCCCUGAAGUAGACGCUUGACCCCAGGUCUAGGGCACACCCCUGUUGUACCACUUUGAGGGGGCCAGCAUCCCCUUCCACCUCCUACUUUCUCACUUCCAGCCUUUUGGGACAGCCGGGUACAUGUGGGAACAUGUUAUUUCCAAGCAGACCUGAGGCCAGUGGUUCUCGAACUUGGGACAUCAACUUGUUUAAAAUGCCAUGUCCAGGGGCGCCUGGGUGGCUCAGUCGGUUAGGCGUCCGACUUCGGCUGAAGUCAUGAUCUCAUAGCUCGUGAGUUCGAGCCCUGCAUCGGGCUCUGUGCUGACAGCUCAGAGCCUGGAGCCUUCUUCGGAUUCUGUCUCUCCCUCUCUCUCUACCCCUCCCCCGUUCAUGCUCUGUCUCUCUCUUCCAAAGAUAAAUAUUAAACAUUUUUAAAAAAAUAAAUAAAAUGCCAUUUCCAGGUCCUACCCUCAGAGGUUCUGUCCGUGGGUGGGAGGUGUGGCACAGACAUAUGCAAGCUCCCUGGCACAUUUUCUUAGAAGGGUUGGAGCAAGCCUGUGCCUUCAGAAUCCAGGCUUAACCAACUUGGCUUCAGUCCAUGUUCAAUGCACACUCUCUGGACCACCUUCCAAGGCAUAGAGGUUGCUGGAGUGUGUUGCCCAAGUAAAGGAGAAAAGUGGAAUGUGCCCUGUGCUGCUCUGGGUCUUGGGUGAGUGACAGAGAAGCCUAUGGAUGCUGUUGCUGCCAAGUGGGGAGUGGAUGGGCUUGCACUUCAGAAACAAUUAGCCCUGGAACAGCGAGAGCGUGUGUAAUCGAGGUCCUGGUGAGGGAGCAGGAGGCUGGCUUCCUCCCCUCCUGUUAGCUGGCUCUGCCCCAGCCCUGCCUCUCCUUUGGCAGACAGUGCAUCUGCACCUCACCCGGGGCCUCUGGGCAGAAGCUCUCCUGAUGCCCCUGGCUCCUGAGGGCCGUUAGCCACCAGCCUUGCUCCCAGACAAGGACAAGGGUCCAUCAGUCUCUAGAAGGCGUCAUUCACUAGUUCAUUCUACCCAUUACACAUGGUAAAAUCGAAUGUUAGAGCAGAGUGAUGAGCAAGAGACUGUACCACUGUGGCUGAUUUCUGGUUCAGGAAACAGGCUCAGGAGGUGCAAGUAGUCUGUGGCAGAACCUGGAUUGGAAGCUAGGGAGCUCAUGGUCUAGGGCUCCCCAACCCCACACUGGGCCUCGUCUACCCAAGGAACGAUGCUUUUCCAUAUAACAGAAUCCAUUCCGUUUUCUCACUGCUGGUACAUUCUGAGUGUGUGCUGAGGCCUAGCCCUAAGAAUACUACCAAUUUAUUAAAAAAAAAAAAAAAAUUUUUUUUAAAUGUUUACUUACUAUUUUGAGAGAGAGAGACAGACACAGAGUGCAAGCAGGGGAGGGUCAGAGAGAGAGGGAGACAUAGAAUCCAAAGCAGGCUCUAGGAUCUGAGCUGUCAGCACAGAGCCCAACGUGGGGCUCAACCCCACGAUGGUGAGAUCAUGACCUGAGGUGACAUCAGACGCUUAACCAACUGAGCCACUCAAGUGCCCCAAGAAUACUACCAAUUUAAAGAGUUUCUUAGCAACCUGUCCACUUUUUUAAAAAAAUGACUUGUUUCUGGUUUUUUAGUUUCUCAGAAAUUUCUCUUUUUAAACAUUUACUGAGAGCAAGUAAUUUUAAGACAGUAAGGCCUUAAUAGUUUUUCCUAUCUGAAAAAAAUUUCAUUUAGAGAAAUUUGGAAAAUCUAGAAAAAUGGGAAGAAGAAAAUCCAUUCACAAUCCACCAGUUUCAACAUACAGAUCAUCUGUCUGUGAUCUAUUUAUGUAUUUUGAAUAUAUAUAUAUACAUAUAUUCCUUUAGGUUCUUUUCUAAAAAGGAAUUUUUAAGUGGAGAUCAUAAUAUGUAUAAUUUUGUGUUCCUAAAAUAUUUUAAUGUAAGUCCACAUUUUAUUAAAAUAUUCUUUAUAAAUACAGGCAUACCUCAGGGAUUUGGCGGGCUGGGUUCCAGACAACUAUGAGGACUCGAAUAUCACAAUAAAGUGAGUUGAAUUAAUUUUUGGUUUCCAAGUGCAUAUAGAAGUUAUGUUUAUACUAUACUACAGUCUACUAAGUGUGCAAUAGCAUUAUAUCUAAGAAACAGACUACACACCUUAAUUUAAAAAUAUGCUAAAAAAUGUUAACCAUCAUCUGAGCGUUCAGCAAGGCAUCACCUUUUUGCUGGUGGAGGUUCUCACCUGGAUGUUGAUGGCUGCUGGCUGAUCAGGGUGGUGGUUGCCGAAGGCUAGGCUGGCUGUGGCAAUUUCUUAAAAUAAGACAACAGUGAAGGUUGCCCCGUUGGCUGACUCCUCCAUUCACAAAUGAUUUCUCUGUACAAGUGCUGCUCUUUGAUAGCAUUUUACCUACAGUGGAACUUUCAAAAUUAGAGUCAAUGCUCUCAAACGCUUCUACCGCUCUAUCAAUUUUGUGUGAUAUUCUAAAUGCUUUAUUGUCAUUUCAACAAUCUUCACCAGAAGCAGAUUCUAUCUCAAGAAACCACUGUCCUGGGAUGCCUGGGUGGCUCAGUCGGUUAAGCGUCCGAUUUUGGCUCAGGUCAUGAUUUCAUUGUUCCCAAGUUCGAGCACCGCAUCAGGCUCUGUGCCGAGGGCUCAGAACCUGGAGCCUGUUUCGCAUUCUGUCUCUCCCUCUGUCUCUUCCCCUCCCCCACUUUCUUUCUUUCUCUCUCUCUCUC
Messenger RNA from Panthera uncia (snow leopard), 6877 nucleotides. It is a transcript of the gene AMPD2, whose product is annotated as adenosine monophosphate deaminase 2. Gene Ontology annotation, cellular component: cytosol. The record is from RefSeq and is a predicted model, not a curated record. Gene Ontology annotation, molecular function: AMP deaminase activity. Lineage: Eukaryota; Metazoa; Chordata; Mammalia; Carnivora; Felidae. Gene Ontology annotation, biological process: IMP salvage; AMP metabolic process.